Molecule: messenger RNA, 1625 nt
Organism: Suillus subalutaceus
Lineage: Eukaryota; Fungi; Basidiomycota; Agaricomycetes; Boletales; Suillaceae
Product: Thiolase, N-terminal domain-containing protein
Exons: 8
Coding region: 243-1499 (418 amino acids)
Biological process (GO): fatty acid beta-oxidation; phenylacetate catabolic process
Cellular component (GO): peroxisome
Molecular function (GO): acetyl-CoA C-acyltransferase activity
Source: RefSeq, a predicted model, not a curated record
UAUAUGUGCAAGAAUGUUCUUGCUGCUCACAUUUCAAUCAACAACAAAUAACAGUAAACCGCGGAGCAAGGUCCACGUCGGCAACGCCGACCCCCCCUAGUAGGCCUAGUUCCCUGGCACGGAUGCUUUGGGAAUCAAGUUGAACCCAUCUGGACUGGUUCCGGCUUUCAGGUGACGUUCGCAAGAGCUUGUUUACUGCUUUGCUGUCUAGGAGAGCCUCUUCAAACCUGCUUACUAUUACUAUGGCUCUGCAACGCCUGCGACAGCUUUCCUCGCAUCUUACGGGUGCCCCAUCUACGGGCUUGACUGCUUUGGAGCAGAAACAUCCAGAUGAUGUCGUCAUAACAAUGGCCAUCCGUUCUCCACUGACCAAAGCGAGGAAAGGUGCUCUGAAAGACACGAUGACGGACGAGCUUUUGCUGGAGAUGUUCAAGCAUGCAAUAGCUCAGUCUCAUGUCGAUCCAUGUGUUGUUGGUGACAUCUGUGUAGGCACAGUGCUCACCCCCGACCCGGUUUAUCAUGCCAGAGAAGCGGCGCUGGCAGCUGGUUUCCCGGAAUCCGUACCAAUUCAAGUCGUCAACCGCUUCUGUUCCUCCGGUCUCAUGGCAGCAACUGUCAUCUCAAAUCAAAUCCGCUCUGGUCAGAUCGAGAUUGGACUUGCUGUCGGUGCUGAGUCCAUGACCCAAAACCCUGACAAAGGUGCUCCUCCUCAGUCCGAGGCUCUUGGAGUAAACGCUGCUGCUAAGGACUGUCUUCAUCCCAUGGGUUGGACCAGCGAGAAUGUUGCUCAAGAUUUUGAUAUCUCGCGGGAGGUUAUGGACGAAUACUCGGCAAAAUCAUAUCAACGAGCUGAAUACGCUGAGAAAGCCGGUUACUUCGCAAAGGAGAUUGUUCCAUUCACUGUUUACGAGAAAGAUCCUACCACUGGUGAACGGAAGAAGAUUGUAGUUACAAAGGACGACGGCAUCCGUUACGGGACGACAAAGGAGGCACUUUUGAAGAUUCGGUCAGCGUUCCCUCAGUGGGGAAAAUCAUGCACGACGGGUGGAAACGCAAGCCAAAUCACUGAUGGUGCAGCAGCAAUCAUGAUGAUGACUCGGCGUAAGGCGGAUGAGCUUGGGCUUAAAAUUCUAGGCAAGCAUAUCACUACCGCAGUUGCAGGCUGCCCUCCUCGUGUGAUGGGCAUUGGCCCCGUGUUUGCCAUCCCCAUGGUUCUUCAAAACGCUGGACUGAGCACAGAAGACGUUGACUUAUAUGAAAUUAACGAAGCAUUUGCUUCGCAGUACGUCUACUGCAUCCGGGAGCUUGGUCUAAACCCAGAGAAAGUGAAUGUUAACGGAGGUGCCAUAGCCUUUGGCCACCCAUUAGGUUGCACCGGUGUGAGACAGAUCGUCACUGGAUUAAAUGAGCUCCAUCGGAGAAAGGGAAAAGUGUUGGUCACUUCUAUGUGUAUUGGGACUGGAAUGGGUGCAGCGGCGAUCUUUGUUCGGGAGGUCUGAAAUUUUUUUGUAUGUAGAGUCUAGACGGUAUCUAUGGGUUAGGCUACAGCCGUGAUGCCGUUGUCUAAAUUUGUAUUAUAUUAAAGCAUGCAAGUGUCUUCUUGUCGUUCCUAUUCUCACCUUCAA